AUGGUGCAGAUCGCUGGGCCACAGCAGAGCGUGACAGCGGCCGUGUCCGGGCUCCGCCAGGCCCCUCCGUGUGAGCACCGCGCUGCCGGCACGGGCGGACCCCCGGGAGCCCCGGCACCCCACGGGGGGCGAGCGCACCUCCGGCCGGCUCCCCCACAGCCACAGCCCCGCUCAGGCCCCGAAGCUCGGCCGGGCGCGCCCCGGGCCGGCCGCCCCGCUCCCGGCGGCGGCUGCAGCCUCAGCCCCGGGCCCGGCCCCGCAGCCCCCGGCUCCUCGCCCCGCACCGGGACCCGCCCCCCGGGCGGCCCGGCAGCACCGCCCCUCCGCCCUCCCACCCCCGCAUCGCUCCCGGCCCCUCGGACCGCGGCGGCCGCUGCCCCGCCGCCCCCACCCGGCGCCCACCGCGGGCCGGGCGGGCGCCCCGCGCACACCCCCGGCGGGGCGGGCGGGCCUUCGCCGGCGUGCCCUGCCCGGCCCGCUCCGCUCCCAUUGUGGCGGCGGCCCCGCAGCGCUGCGCUCUCACCUGGGCGGCGGGCGGGGGCUGCGGCCCGGCGGCCCCGGGAGCUGCGGCCGCCCCGGGAGCUCCGGGAGCUGCGGCCGCCCCGCCGCCUCCUCCCGCCUCCGCCGCUCCUCGGGCUCCGCCGCCGCUCGGGGCCGCCCCCCGUCGCAGCGCCCGCCUCGUCCCCCGGGCAGCAACAGGCGCCUCCGCCGCGAAGGUUCCGCAGGGCGCAGAAAGGUUCCCCCCGGCCCGCGGGGUCCCGGGGCUGGAGCGGGAUGGGGCGGGAUGAGGGGCCCCGGCUGCUGCCGCCCCUGCCAUGGGCUGUGAGGAGAGAGACUGCAAGGGGCAACCCCCCACCGCCCGCGGAAAGCGGCUAA
Molecule: messenger RNA, 876 nt
Organism: Melospiza melodia melodia
Lineage: Eukaryota; Metazoa; Chordata; Aves; Passeriformes; Passerellidae
Product: basic proline-rich protein-like
Exons: 2
Coding region: 1-876 (291 amino acids)
Source: RefSeq, a predicted model, not a curated record